AAACUGCCCAUCAUUGGGAAUAGUAAAUGUAACGAUUUGGUGGUGUUAGCGCGUGAUUCCCUUUGACUGGGUAUUGGAAGAUAGAUGACCGUUUACCGAGAAGUCUCAAAAUAUAAUCUUGUGGUUUCUUAAAGACUCGCAGGUUUCUUGUGGCUUAAGCUUUCACAGACUUCAUUUGAAGAAGUAGUUCACAAAAGCCAAAAGCAGCAAAAUGCAAAAGGGGAGGGCAGGAGAAGAAAGUCAUCCAUCCCUACAGCAGAAAAGCUGCUCAGCUUACAAAAGAAGCGCACAAACAAGAAAAAAAAGAAAACUAUCCUUUUGCAGAUUGAAAAAUGAAAAGGCCUUUCGUCUCAGUGUUAUAGGUGAAAAAUUGCUUUGGUUUCAGUGUCACCUUGAUCCCAGCAAAGUGGAAUACACAAAAAAAGAAGCCUGUGAACUAACAGAAAAUUAUUUGCAGCGAUUCAGUGAUGAAUUGGAGCAGAUUGAACUACGUAACAGCAUUAAAGGAAGACAGGCCAGACAGCACACUUCCAGGGAAACGAUCAUCAAACAGACAAUGGAACGUGAAAGACAGAUGUAUGAAGGAUAUGGACUAGAGAUCCCUGAUAUCAUGAACUGUAAGCACCUUAAAACUUUCAGAACCUGGGAUGGUGAUUUGCAGAAGCUACCAAACAUUAAAAUGAGGAAGAUAUCCAGUAAAGAUGCCCUUAAUAGUAGGGUGAACAAGGCAGCGGUUGAAGAUGAAAAAGAAUUGGGUGCAGAAAAGAACCCAGAGUAAUGAGCACUUGCCGGUAUGGGAGAUGACAGCUGGAGCAAUUGCCAAGCUACUCUUACAGUGAUCAAUUGGAGCUAGACUAAAACUCUUUUUUAGUCUCAUUAUGAGAAGACCCAGUUUUCUUGACUAUGUGACUAAGCCCUGUAGUUUGGCCUUCUGUUUAUUAUGUAAUAAGAUAAUGAGGCAUGUUAUAUCAUUCUCCUUUGAAAAACAGUUUAAAAUAUUUUAGGUUCAUAAAAGUAACUAACUCUUAAGGGGCGAAGUAGGUGCUAUGGUGGUGAAACUGUAUUCUCUGACCAUGCGAAAUGCACGGAAAGCAGCUUGAGGCAGAAAGAAUUCAAAGCACAGGAGGAGAUGGCCCCUCCAACGGGUUCUUUUCUCCAUGGGAGUGUUCCUUCCAGUCUCUGAGCCCAGCAGUCAUUCAAACUGCUGGGGUAAAGCAUGUUGGGAAGUAAAAUAUGGGCAAGGGGGUCAUUUCAGCCCUCUCACUCCUACCUUCCUAUGCUCGAGUUUAACUGCACCCAUCUUCCUUGCAUGAACUUGGUGGCCGCCAGACUCCUACACAUUGGUCUGCUGCCAUAAUGUCUAUUUUGGCCCAAAUUAAUCCAUUUUUAUCAUACACUUUCGGGAUGCAGUUCAGUAGGGCAGAGGUGGCUGAUCUGUGUCCAUCUAGAUCAGCCUUUCCCAACCAGUGUGCCUCCAGAUGUUAUUGGACCACAAUUCCCAUCUUUCCUGACCAUUGGCAAUGCUGGCUGAGGCUGAUGGGAGUUGUGGUCCAACAACAUCUGGAGGCACACUGGUUUGGAAAGGCUGAUCUAGAUGUUGCUGGAGUCUAACUCUGGUCAUCCCUGAUCAUUGGCCACGUUGGCUGGGGCUGGUUGGAGUCCAGCAAAAUCUGGAAGACCACAGGUUAACCACCCUUGCUUGGUUUCAGGGGUUAAGUAGCACAACCGGGAUUGUAGCUUUUAUUCUGUGGCACCAGUUAGUGCCUUCUUGAGGGUACCAGCACUGUCAUCGCUGUCACCUCACCUCCCUUUCCCCUGCACCUGGUUCCUUCUUCCCUUUGGAAAAAAUGUGUGUGUUUGACCAGCUUUCUGAGACUGAUGGCUAAAGAGGUGGGUGUGUGGGGUGUGAUGCACCCAUAAGAUGACCACUUCUCUAUAACCCUCCUCUCCUUUUCAGAAAAAUCUUUCAGCUGUCAGAACUAACUUAGUGGCCUGAAGCCAGGGUGAAUGCACUAGUUUUAAACAAUUUGUUAACAUAACUUUGUCAGUUCUUACUAGGUGUUUAAUUCUUUUUCUGUGACUUGAUAAAAGAAGGGAAUCUUAGAAGGUAACUUUGCUUAACUAGAAUAAUACAUUAGCUGGUAUAAGUCUAGAAGAACAUAAAGCUGCUGUUUCAGCAUUUUUCUUAAGCCUCCUUUAGGCAUUUACUGAAUACUAAUGUUAACUUAGGGGACAACUGCUGUAGCUCUCUGCCCCCAUUGUCUUUGUUGCCAUCCACCUUGUGCAGAACCUUGUGUAUUCAUGGAGGUUUCUCACACAUUUACAACCCUGAUUUUAAAACGUGUCAGGAGUCUCCAUAAGUACAGGCUUCUCACUUCACAAGGUUGCUCUCCACAGACUGGGGGUGUGAGUGGCUUUAUGGAAUGACGUUACUAUAUCUUUCCAUUGUUAUAUGUGGGUAAACCUACAUAAUUGGCAUGAAUUUAGGAAGGGAGUGAAGGAAAAUGAGAACAGAAUGAGUACAGGGUUAUUCUUUUUUUAGGUGGCUUUCUAAGUAGAAGGAAGAAGAGCAAAUAAAAAAAAAUAUUUAACCUGCCCAAGAUGGAAAGAACAUUCUUGGAAACAAUGGCAGAUAUGCAUGUUUUGUGGUGUGACAAACAGACUAUCUUACAGAGCCAAGUCCAUUAAUCAAAGACAUUGUGAAAAUAUAUGCUAGAAGUUUAACCCUUAACCCUGAUAUAUUCAACUUCUCUUGGAAAAUGUGUUGAUCAUUAUUUUUUUUAAAAUGCUUGGUUGUAUACAGUGAUUCAAGGAUUUUCACUUAUUGGUGAAUGUUAUCAAUGUUGUCUGGGGUUGCAGUACUGUAUUUAAAUCCCAUUUGACUUAAAUAUGAUCUCAACAGUUUAACCAUGUUAAAGGAAGUCUAGCCUUCCCUUAGGUGUGAUCUUAUGCAGCCAAAUGCGUUGUGUUUUGCUGUAAUUUUAGUUCAGCUUUCUUGGGUCAUUGUGUGGGUAGAUUAUACUGCAAAAAAAGCAAUUCUUUCACUUAAUAAGGGAGAAAGUGGCUUGAUUGUCAUGGGAAAAGGACUGAAGGACCAGACUGCAGUCGAUCUGUCUUGUCCUCAUGAGUCUCAUGCAGAGUGAACAAAUUGGUGUUUUAAUACAGAAGAGUAAACUAAAUCCUCUUUUUUCACAAAACACUCAUCACGCAAGGUUGGAUUAUACAUGUUAAUUAUGAAAGUUGCCAUAGUUUUAAACUUUUAGCCUGGGAAUCAUGGUUAAGGUUUUGAGGAUAAAAUUGAUUUUAAAUCUUCA
This is a messenger RNA of Rhineura floridana, 3314 nucleotides long. RefSeq names its product translation machinery associated 16 homolog (gene TMA16). NCBI's taxonomy places the organism in Eukaryota, Metazoa, Chordata, Lepidosauria, Squamata, Rhineuridae. Gene Ontology annotation, cellular component: nucleus. Bases 212 to 778 code for a protein of 188 amino acids. The transcript has 7 exons. The record is from RefSeq and is a predicted model, not a curated record.